CCUUCCGUCGCCGCCACCUCCCCAAGCAGCCAAAGCCAUAGCCACCGCCGCCGCCGCCGCUGACGCUGCUAUCCCAGCAACCGCCACCGCAACCAUGGCUGCCGUGCUCACCCGCGCGCCGGCCGGCACGGUCCAGUGCUUCGGCCGCAAGAAGACGGCUGUGGCCGUGGCCUACACCAAGCCUGGGCGCGGGCUGAUCAAGGUGAACGGCGUCCCCAUCGAGCUGAUCCGCCCCGAGAUGCUCCGCCUCAAGGCCUUCGAGCCCAUCAUGCUCGCCGGCCGCACCCGCUUCAAGGACAUCGACAUGCGCAUCCGCGUCCGUGGCGGAGGGAAGACCUCGCAGAUCUACGCGAUCCGCCAGGCCAUCGCCAAGGCGCUCGUGGCCUACUACCAGAAGUACGUCGACGAGGCAGCCAAGAAGGAGGUCAAGGACAUCUUCGCCCGCUACGACCGCACCCUCCUCGUCGCCGACCCCAGGCGCUGUGAGCCCAAGAAGUUCGGUGGUCGCGGCGCCCGCGCGAGGUUCCAGAAGUCCUACCGUUGAGCGCUUACUUGCAGCAUCGUUGCGGGUGUUCUCUGCUUCGCCGCAUCGAUGGAGCUGCUAGUCUGGUUCUAAUGAAGUUUGGACUUUUUAAGCUUAGUCUCGUACCUUUUUGACAUUGUGAUAUGAAUGUGAUGAGAUGAUGAAGACUAUUGGCUAGUCCCUGGAAUUUAAGACUAUUGCUUGUUACCUAUGUUGAAUAAUUAUUAUAUGGUUGCUGCGAUUUUAAGAUUA
Messenger RNA from Phragmites australis (common reed), 775 nucleotides. Its product is annotated as small ribosomal subunit protein uS9-like. Gene Ontology annotation, biological process: maturation of SSU-rRNA from tricistronic rRNA transcript (SSU-rRNA, 5.8S rRNA, LSU-rRNA); translation. Lineage: Eukaryota; Viridiplantae; Streptophyta; Magnoliopsida; Poales; Poaceae. Gene Ontology annotation, cellular component: ribosome; cytosolic small ribosomal subunit. Gene Ontology annotation, molecular function: RNA binding; structural constituent of ribosome. Bases 95 to 544 code for a protein of 149 amino acids. The record is from RefSeq and is a predicted model, not a curated record. The transcript has a single exon.